AUGGCUCCACAAACAGCAAAAACAUUACGAUCUGCAGCGAAAGGCCUUAUCACAAAAAGGAUUAAUCAGCUGAAGGCGUACGAGCCAGACACAAUGACGAUGAAAAAGUCAGAUGAGCUGGAAGCCCUUAAACAAGAUCUGAAGAAUAAGUUCGAAUAUUUUCAGCAGCUUUCAGCUAAAAUUAAAGAUGAACUGAAUGCAGCGGAUACCCCUCCAGAAGAUUUCGAGACAGAAAGUGACUAUAUCCAAGAUGUCGAAGACGAUGUCAGAGCAGCCAAAGUAAUUCUGAACACGAAACAGAAAGAAUGGGAGAUUAUUAAGGAAGAUGAAGAAAGGCAAAAAGCAGCGGAUAUAGAAAGGCAGAAAGAAGAAGACAGAGACAAGAGGCUUUUACAUUUGCUCCAGCAGCAACAGCAACAGUUCCAAAAGCUAAAUACAGACAACUUGCAACAAGUAAUAGCCGCAAUCCCAGCAGCCGUCGCCCCCACUGUGACUGUGAACGCGCCGGCCGGAGUCGCACAAACAACGCGACUCCCACAACGACAGAUUCGUCACUUCAAAGGCGAUAUCCUAGAGUGGACCUCAUUUUGGGAGUCGUUCAACACAGCCGUGCAUUCAUCUAGCCUCUCAACGGUACAAAAAUUUGAUUAUUUAAAAGAAUACCUUAAGGGGGAAGCCCGUCUGUUUGUCGAGAAUUUAGAACUCACCGAUGCCAACUACCAAAUCGCCAUCGACGAGUUGCAAAAAACUUAUGGAAAAAAGGAGGUGCUGAUCAGCGCUCAUUUUGAAAAAUUGGAUUCUCUUCAGUCAGUAAGAGACGCGAAGGACGUAGCAGCUCUGCGAAACCUGCAGCUUACGAUCCAAUCCCACAUCAGCGCAUUGGAGACUCUCGGAAAAGGGAAAUCUACCUACGGGAGCCUCCUUGGGACCAAACUAAUCAAAUUGGUCCCGUACAAACUUCAAGAGAAAUGGUCAGAAGUGGAAACCAACGACUCUACAGAUAUCGACUGUGUUCUUAAGUUCAUCCGUGAUCAAACAGAGGCGGCGGAGAGAUUCGGCAGAUUGAAGGUAGCAGAAAAACCGAAACAAGCCCAAAGCAAUCCGCAACCAAAACAUGCACCACCUCCGGCUACAGCCUCGCAGUUGGCAACGGGAGCCAGAAUGAAUUCGGCUAACCCGGUAAAACCAAAUCAAAAAGCAGAAAAUAAUUCUCUUCAUUCCAACACAGGUCCCAGAGAAGCAAGUAGACCUUGCAUCUUUUGUAAUCAAGGGCACUGGCCAUCGAAAUGCCCAAAGAAUUUAAAGGAGAGGAAAGCAGUGAUAGCAGAGCUUCAAAGGUGCACGAACUGUUUUGGAACACGUCACGCGAACAAAGACUGUACUUCGCCGAGAAAUUGCAAUCGAUGCGGCGGCCGACAUCACACAGCUCUUUGUGAACGAAAAGACACAAGAUUUUCAGAUGCAUCCGGAGCCGGGGCAACCAGCUCCACGGUGUCAGGAAACGCCGCGACCAUCACUACAGCAUGUGCAAGUAUAUUUGGCGAUAUUGUGUUAAAAACGGCGACAGUAUUCGUGAUCGGCCCGGAUGGCCGAGAAAAGAAGACCAUCCUGUUCGCCGACAAAGGAAGCCAUAGAACAUGGGUUCUUAAAUCAAUCUCCGAAGAUCUUAAUUUAGAGAAAAAACAGGUCGAGAGUCUCUCAGUCAGAGUGUUCCAGCAAGAGAAUGAAAGUCCGCCGGAAUUGAAGAAUUUGGUGGAAUUCAAAGUGCGGGGCACCUGGCAAGGAGCCCCAAUAAUCAAUCUUCUUGCUUUAGAGUCUGAAUUCAUCGCGAACACAGGCCCGUACAUCAAGUCAAGAUUUGCGGAGCAACUCUGGUUGAAAGACGAGAGGUUGGCAGACGAUAGAUUCGACAGACCUCAGACGGAAGAAGAACAUCCAUCCGGAAUUUUGGUGGGCAUGGACCAAAUAAAUUUGAUCAUAGACAGCGGAGCAGCCAUCCAAAGCCCCUGCGGGUUGAGAGCCUACAACACGCCAUUUGGAAAAAUGCUAGGCGGCCCAUCAAAAGAAACAUCAUCCAAAACUGGUCGUAACAUCAUACACAACAACUUGCGCCAGUUCAACGAAAGCUUUUCCAGUCCAGUCGAAAAAAUCAACCUCGGAGACAGGAAAUUCCAGUCUCCAAACCCCAACUGA
Daphnia pulicaria is the source of this 2193-nucleotide messenger RNA. RefSeq lists its product as uncharacterized. The transcript is spliced from 2 exons. The coding region runs from base 1 to 2193 and encodes 730 amino acids. The record is from RefSeq and is a predicted model, not a curated record. NCBI's taxonomy places the organism in Eukaryota, Metazoa, Arthropoda, Branchiopoda, Diplostraca, Daphniidae.